AUGGUACUGACGGUGAACGGCGACUACGUCACCAAGGUGGCCGCCAAUCACAAUAUCAACUUGCGGGGCUUGUACCACGUAUAUUACUGCACUAGGCAGUCUACCAACAGAGACAGAUGGUGGAGGAUCGUGCGAAGAGCUGUAUACGCCUCUAUAAUCGACGUGGACGUCUCGACUGCCUUUCUCUACCGGCCCCUUCUGAACUCCCUCUGCCGCUGCGGGUCCUCUUGGGACACUUGGGAGUCGCCGGACGCGCUGCACACUGAUAUGCGAUAUUUGUUGGAGUCUGGCGAGAUGUCUGACUGCCGGUUGUCGUGGGGUUCAUACGAGCUGCCGGCUCACCGUCUCGUGCUUGCCGCACGGUCGCGCUACUUCAGGAGCGUGAUGUCGCGUCGCGCGGCGGGCGGCGCCGUGGGCCCGGUGUGCGUGGACGAGCAAGUGCUGCCGCGACGAUUCGCGCGGGCCCUGCUGCGAGCCGCCUACACCGACCAGGUGGACCUAAGCCUGAUCGGCCGCAACUCGUCUUCACCAUCGUCUACCAAUAGCACCGGCAGCGGCGGGACGGCAUGGACCGGCAGCAGAGGUCGCGCGACAUCAACCGCGACUCUAGACGAUGCAUUUCAACUCUACGAGAUCGCGAGGUUUCUGGAGAUGCCGAUCGUAGUGCAGGGCUGCGAGGACGCCAUUGUGGAAGCCUUGAGCGCCGACACGCUGCCGCACGUGCUGCGGUGGGCCGCGCACGCGCACGCCUCGCGCUGGGUGCACAGACAAGCGAUGCGCUACCUCCGCGACGAGUUUCCGACGUUAAUGGCACACGCGGCGGCAGCUAGACUUCCACGCGCUGCGUUAGUUGAUGCUCUUGGCUCGCCCUUCCUACAGGCGAGCGAAGCGCAGGCGCUGCGUGCAUUAUGGCGCUGGGCCGAGCAGACGCAACACGCGAAACAGCAGCGAGAGCCGAACGUGGUAUGGCACACAGGGCACGCUGCGGCGCGACGCGGCGCGCGACGACGGCCCGCCGACGCCGCGCUCAGGGAAGCGAUGGCUGAACUGCUGCCACUGGUGCGCCUGGACCACCUGCCGCCGGACCACGAGCCGCUACAGCAGGUGUGA
Messenger RNA from Ostrinia nubilalis (European corn borer), 1110 nucleotides. Its product is annotated as BTB/POZ domain-containing protein 7. Gene Ontology annotation, molecular function: protein binding. Gene Ontology annotation, biological process: morphogenesis of a branching epithelium. The transcript is spliced from 10 exons. Lineage: Eukaryota; Metazoa; Arthropoda; Insecta; Lepidoptera; Crambidae. The coding region runs from base 1 to 1110 and encodes 369 amino acids. The record is from RefSeq and is a predicted model, not a curated record.